Molecule: messenger RNA, 1641 nt
Organism: Emiliania huxleyi CCMP1516
Lineage: Eukaryota; Haptophyta; Isochrysidales; Noelaerhabdaceae
Exons: 7
Coding region: 1-1641 (546 amino acids)
Molecular function (GO): calcium ion binding
Source: RefSeq, a predicted model, not a curated record
AUGGCGCUCUCGGGCCUCAUGUCUCGCUCCUCGGCUCGCUCGGCGCGCUUCGCCUCGAGUCUCGUUCGCGCCUCACCGCCGCUCCGCCCGGCGACCGUCGUCGCUGCCAUGAUGCCGCGUCGCAGCCUGUCUUCGCUGACGUCAGAAGAUGUGGAGCGUCUGGGAGCGAAGGGCCUCAACGACCCGAAGCUUAAGGAGCUCUUCGAGGGGAUGUGCGUGCCGGGCGAGACCAGCAUCCCGACCGAUGCGCUCGCCAAGCGCUUGGCCGGCUCGGACGGGAGCAGCUUCUACACGAAUGCCGGAGCGCUCGUAGAGCUCCUCAUGACCUGGACGGCCAAGAAAAUGGACACCAACAGCGAUGGCGUGGUGUCCUUCGACGAGUUCAAGUCGGCCGUCCGGCAGACCGAGGCCGACCUCCUCGAGACGUCCUUCUUCAGCACCAAGGCGCUCGAGAUGCUCGGCAUCGACUCAUUUGACGACCAAGGCGCUCGAGACGAUGCUGACGCGGGAAUUCAUUCGAUCAACAUGCUCAAACUCGAGUUCGUGCCGGCCGCCGGUAACAAGCUCGUGCUCAAGCUCUCUCCUCCGCCGCCGCUCGCUGACAAGCAGGCGUCUCUGGCGGACAACACGACCGUCAUCGAAUCUGGCGGCAACGCCGUCGGCAUCCCCUCCGAGCCCGUCUCGCUCAAGCAUGGCAUCGACACCGGCACCGCCAGCACCGGCACCGGCACCGAGGGCGAGCCCGGCCCGCUCAAGGACGGCAUUGACGCGACCGGCGCCAUCAAGAUCGACCCGGCGCUCAAGCCGGUCACCAAGGUCGUCACGGCCCUCAAGCCGGCGGCGGCCGGCGGCGCGCCGGGCGACGCCGACUGGAACGUUUCGACCAAGGAGUUACCAGAGGAGGAGCCCGCCCCGGCGGGCAUCGACGAGUGGAAGACCCCCUCCCCGCUCCGCAAGAUCGAGCGCAAGGGCGAGUCCAACCUGGUCGACGGCAUCGCCGACUGGACGACCCCGUCGAACCCGCGCCGCAACAACGGGCGCAACAAGGGCGAGGUCAAGUCCAAGAAGGUCUCCAACAAGUACGAUCUGCUCGACGACGUCGAGACGAACGUCGCGGCGGAGAUCGACGAGGUCGACGAGAAGAAGGGGAGGGAGAAGGGCGCGAAGUCGGGCAAGGAGUCCUCGGGCGCGACGGUCACGACGGAGGGAUCCGUCUCCGACUCCGGCUCGUGGCCCAUGUUCUGCUGGCCUAACAUGCUCUGCACCGUGUUCGUCUGCCUCAUCGCGGCGAUCGCGAGCGGUGGGGCUUUCGCCCACUCUUCGCAAGGCUCUGGCUCCCAGCCUGUGUUCGCGGUGCACGACUUGCGCCGUGUCCACGUGACUUCGCUGGAUGGCCGCGCGGUUCUGGACGACGCGAGUGACAUCGCGGCCGCGGGGCGCGUGCGCUGCGUCGCCUUUAUCAUAUCGGGCGGAGUACUGUCGCGGAGAAGCUUUGCGUUUGCAGUUCGCAGCCUAUCCCCUGUCCAGCCUGCACGAGUGUUCACCGACAUCGAGUCGGCGCGCCUCUGGGUCAACGACUGCGUGUCGCAGUCGGACGGACAGGUCGCGCCGCCAGUGCGGCAGAGCAGCCCAGCCGGCUGA